AUGGCUAACUCGUUUACCUCUACGGGCGCUGCCGCUUCGCGUGCAAUUAUGCCAGAGCCGUUCACCACACCCCUCGAGUUCAAUCAGCCGGAGCCAUUCUACGAAAAGACAGAAGCAAAGUACAAAGAUAUGCUUGACAUUGCCCGUCAGGCAUCCGAAAAAGCCCUCCAGACGUACCGGGAGCUCUCUCAAGGCAACACUCCUGGGUGUUCCCGCCGUCAGCGUGCUCUUGAUACGGUCGAAUCCGCAAUUGCCGUCCUUCAAACCCAAAGAGAUGAGGCCGAUGUCCACGUACAAUCACUUACGGCCACAGUGGCUGAAAGAGCCGCACAACGCAAUCUAACAGACGAAGAUGUGGGAAUUCUUCAGACUGAUAUCCGCAACUGGACGAGGGAGCGGACCAAGCAGGAACUCCUAUUGGAUUCGGCGAAUAAGCAGAGAAACUCAGCGAUCGAGCAGCUAUGCGAAAUCCAUUGGAACAAAUGCCAGAGGAUCCUGAAAAUGCUGCUCUGCGUACCCAUCACCCAGAAGCGCAGCUACAGGCCCAGCCAGGGCAGUUGGAGGAAGAACGUGCUGCAUUACUACGAUGCUGUGAGGAAGGUCUCAUACCCUGAUUUCAUGGAGCGUCGGGAGCAGAUCUGGGAUCCUGUCAUGCAUUGCUGGGCUCCCGGCGAAGUCAUGAAAGCGGCGAACAUUCUACCGUACGGCAUGUCGAAUGAGGUACUGCGUAUGAUCUUCGGAGAAGAGGAGGAAGCAGAGAUCCUAUUCGAUAUGCGCAAUUGCCUUUUCCUAUGCGAACCCAUGGAGCUUGCCUUCGACGAGGGCAUAUUUGUUCUUGUACCGGUUGGUGAGAGCAACCAGGAAAGCCCCACCGACUAUAAGCUGGUGCUGUUGAAGGAGUCGCUCCGUACAGCGAGGGUUACACAUCCGGGCGAAAUGACUUGGAAUGAUCUCGAUGGAACCGUUCUCGAGUUCAGAAACGACUGCCGCCCUCGCGAAAAAUUCAUGUACUUGAACUUCGUCUCCCGGAUUAUCGCUGCAAGGAAGUUGCGCUACAGUUACCCCUUCCGUAUGCAUCUAGAGAAUAUCAGCAGAGCGUGGGUCUCUCCCGGAAAGUGGAUCCGGAGGAGCAUGAUCUACGAGGUGGCCAGGAUCGUUGAUGACCAUCAAAUACCGGAAAUUUUUCAAGAGGGAACCUUCGAUGGCGAAGAUGGCCGUGAUAACCCCAGAAAUGAUAGAUUAUCGAGGGCGGCGGGAAGUUGGGUUACAGAAAUAUUUUUUCGGGAGCUGUUUGAGAGAGAUCUGGAAGAGGAGGAAGAGGAUGAGGAAGGGGAAUACUUUGAUUAG
Lasiodiplodia theobromae is the source of this 1347-nucleotide messenger RNA. RefSeq lists its product as uncharacterized. The record is from RefSeq and is a predicted model, not a curated record. Lineage: Eukaryota; Fungi; Ascomycota; Dothideomycetes; Botryosphaeriales; Botryosphaeriaceae. The coding region runs from base 1 to 1347 and encodes 448 amino acids. The transcript has a single exon.